ACCACCCGUUCUUUAAGUUCCCUCCUCCCCUUCUUCGACUCCUCCCGCCCACCUCCUUCUGUGCAGUAUUCCCUUCUCUCUUGCACCAGGUUUUCCAAAUCUUCCCUCUUUCUUCCUCCCAUCCCUCCCUUGCUGCGAUACGGCCCGGCCGUACUUUUACCGCUUUCUUCGAUCUGCCCUAUUGCUACCCAGAAUCACCCCGCUCAUUGCUUCCCCGCUUCAGUCUUGGGGAUAGUUGCAGUUCAACUCACUCGCGCAAUUCGCCCCUGAUCUUUAUAUCUCGGUGUUCACGGACUCGAGGACUUAUCUUCCCACCUAUACCGACUUUAUCCGGAGAGCUUUCAAAAUGAGUAGCCCUAAGCGGAGAAUCGAGACAGAUGUCAUGAAGAUGUUGAUGAGUGACUACGAGGUGACUCUGGUCAACGAUAACAAAUUCUACGUGCGCUUUAAGGGUCCGGAAGAGACACCCUUCGCCGGUGGCCACUGGAAGAUUCACGUUGAACUACCCGACCAGUAUCCAUACAAGAGCCCUAGUAUUGGCUUUGUCAACCGGAUCUUUCACCCGAACAUCGAUGAGCUGUCGGGCUCUGUAUGUUUGGAUGUCAUAAAUCAAACUUGGUCACCGAUGUACGAUAUGAUCAACAUCUUCGAAGUCUUCCUUCCUCAACUCCUGCGCUACCCGAACCCUUCGGACCCUCUGAACGGCGAGGCAGCGGCUAUGCUCAUGAGGGAGCCGAAAAGCUACGAGGCAAAGGUGAAGGAAUACGUGGCCAAGUAUGCCAGCAAAGAAGCUGUCGACGAGGCCGGAGAAGACACCGAGUCAGAAGACGAACUGAGCUCGGCAGGUAGUUACGAAUCCGGCGGCGAAGAGCCAGCCGGCACAAUGGACGAUGUUUAGCUCGUCUGUCUUAGACCUGGUUUGGACAUCCAACCCCAAUAUAUUGCAUCGGCAUCAUCAUCAUUAUCUUUCGUUCGGGUCUUACGUUCACUACUUUUCUCGGGUGUCAGGCGGAAGGGCGUUUAUGGCGGAGUUCUGUUGUUCA
Messenger RNA from Aspergillus sclerotioniger CBS 115572, 1043 nucleotides. Its product is annotated as E2 ubiquitin-conjugating protein UBC8. Gene Ontology annotation, cellular component: nucleus. The transcript has 8 exons. The record is from RefSeq and is a predicted model, not a curated record. Gene Ontology annotation, molecular function: ubiquitin conjugating enzyme activity. The coding region runs from base 347 to 898 and encodes 183 amino acids. Gene Ontology annotation, biological process: ubiquitin-dependent protein catabolic process; protein polyubiquitination. Lineage: Eukaryota; Fungi; Ascomycota; Eurotiomycetes; Eurotiales; Aspergillaceae.